AUGGAAAUAAGCCAAAUGAUAGACAUCGCCAGUGAAGCUUUUCGAACUACGAGCAAGAGUCGAAAUAAACCCUAUCUGGCACAGUUUUUGGCACCGAUAAAGGAGAUGACAGACAUCCCGGGGCCCCAAAUCAUUGACAACAAUGAUGGUACAAAGACAAUCAUAUCUUUCAAAGUCGAAAACGGCAAGAAAUACAGAGUUACGCAGAAAGUGAAAGAGAUCAAAGUUACGGAGAAAGUCAACAAAUCUGUAGCACAGAGGAAGCAAUGGAAGAAGUUCGGAGCCGAGGCGAACUCUGCGCCAGGUCCAGACUACUCUACGACGCAUUUGGGUGAAGAAGUGCUUCUCAGACUGGGUACGUCCUGGAAGAAAAUCGAGGAAGAAGAAGAACGUAAGGCCAAGGAGGCCAAGGGAGGUGAGAAACUCAUUACAUGUAGAACAUGUGGCGGAAACCAUUACACAAUGCAUUGUCCUUUCAAGGAUACGUUAGGUGACACUUCUGGCGCUGCGGCACCUGACACCGACGCAGCUGUCGACGAGGUUGUCGUUGACACGGCCAGUGGCAGAUACGUACCACCUUCGCGUCGUGCCGGUGCAAGAGAUCCUUCUUCGAACAACAAUUUGGACGCCUACAAGGAUCAAAGAGAACGUGAUGAUGCCAAGACUUUGAAGAUUAUGCAAUUAAACGAACAUGCUGACGAAAACACAUUGAGAUUCGAGCUUCUGUUCCCAUUCGGCAGAAUACCUAAAGUGGUUGUCGUGAGGAAUAGGGAGACGGGUAGGUCGAGAGGUAUCGCCUACGUGACGUUCGAAACGGAAGAAAUCGCGGAAACAGCGCUCAACUUCUUGGACGGCAGAGGUUUCAUGAGUUUGAUUUUGCACGCCGAAUGGUCUAAACCUAAGACCCCAGCUCCAUAA
Molecule: messenger RNA, 918 nt
Organism: Lachancea mirantina
Lineage: Eukaryota; Fungi; Ascomycota; Saccharomycetes; Saccharomycetales; Saccharomycetaceae
Source: the annotation of a GenBank genome assembly